Messenger RNA from Hibiscus syriacus, 2052 nucleotides. RefSeq names its product protein transport protein SEC16A homolog. The coding region runs from base 290 to 1600 and encodes 436 amino acids. The transcript is spliced from 3 exons. Gene Ontology annotation, cellular component: endoplasmic reticulum exit site; ER to Golgi transport vesicle membrane. NCBI's taxonomy places the organism in Eukaryota, Viridiplantae, Streptophyta, Magnoliopsida, Malvales, Malvaceae. The record is from RefSeq and is a predicted model, not a curated record. Gene Ontology annotation, biological process: Golgi organization; autophagy; COPII vesicle coat assembly.
AAAUAACAAAAACAAAAUUCUCUCCCUCUCUUACAAUUUUGGUUGUAUCUCGUCAUAUCUUCACCUGAAUCUGAUUGCAGAGAUCUCAAAAACCCUGGCUUUCGAUGUCUGCAUAACCGUUUCAGCUCGAAUUCUGAACAUCUUUCUCAAUUAUUACCUUCUUCGUUAUUUUUUUUGGAGAAUAAAUUACAGUAAAGCAACCUUUUUUUUUCGUUUGUUUUUGUUAUUAGAUUGUUAGGCUUUUCUUUUGCAUUUUAGCUCCUUGGCAUUUUUUGUUUCAAUUUGUUCGAUGGCUCCGAAUCCUCCAUUCCAAGUGGAGGAUCAAGCGGAUGAAGAUUUCUUUGACAAGUUAGUUAAUGAUGACGAUAAUGAUAACAUGGGCCCCACCGUCCCAAAAUUCACGGAGGGUAAUGAAUCCGACGAUGCUAAAGCCUUUUCCAAUUUAUUAAUUGGAGAAGAUUCCGGCUGCAAAGAGGUUGACAGUCGUGGUGGAAAGAAAAAAGAUACUGUGGAUGCAGGUCCAGAACCCGCCAGUGCACAGGCAGGUAAUGGCCCUAAUGAUUCAUUAGGGAUAGAUAAUAUUGUGGUUGACUCGAAUAAUCAUCUCCAACAAGGAGCACAGUCAGGGGCUGUAUUCAGUCAGAACUUAAAUGAGAAUAUUGGAUCUAAGAACGCUGGGGUUAAGAAAGUAGGGUGGAAUUCGCUUUUUACUGAUUCCAAUGAGAAUGGGGUGCAAGGGUUCGGUUCCUAUUCUAAUUUUUUCAGUAAUUUAGGGGAAAAUUCCAUAGCGGAUUUCCCUUCUGGGGCGGAUGUAAUUGCUGAAACGAGUUUAUUCGAAUGGAAUGCAAUUAGUACUUUCAAGCAGUAUUGUGAUGCCAACCAUGAUCAAGUUUUUGGAGCUUCUACUGCAGAUAAUGGAAAUGAGCAUGAUCUAUAUAGCAGUCAGUACUGGGAGAACAUGUAUCCAGGAUGGAAGUAUGAUGCAAAUUCAGGGCAGUGGUAUCACAUGGAUGGUUCAACUGGUGAUGGCAAAGGGAACACAGAUGUGAAAGCAGGGGCUUCUUAUUUGCAGCCGACAUUCCAAUCUGUUGUGGGGACUAUGAUAACUGUAAAAAGCAGUGUGGCAAAUUGGAAUCAGGUUUCCCAAGUGAAUGACGGGUAUCCAAAACAUAUGGUUUUUGACCCUCAAUACCCUGGUUGGUACUAUGACUUAAUUGCUCAGCAAUGGUAUGUGUUGGAGAGCUACAAUGCCUGUGCUCAGUCAAACGUUCUGUGUGAUGGUCAACAAAAUCAAAAUGAAUUUACUUCUACCGUUCAGAGUUAUCUAACUCAGAUUAACAGUUCUGGCAUGGAUGGUGAACAUGAACAAGGUGAUAAUUAUGGGGCACUUGGUAUCGAAAGCCCUGGUGAACAUCGUUCGUGGGGAGAUCCCUAUCAUAAUAAUCAUAGUCCAUGUUUGAAUUUGUUGCAACCUGAGACUGUUCCCAAAAAUAGCCUCGCUGGGAACCAGCAAUCAGAUACAUCUUUUGGUUUGAGUAUGCCUGCGAACAACCAUGUAAGUCACUUCAAGUCAUCCUAUUCACUUCAAGUCAUCCUAUAAUUUUCUGCAGAAGUUCAGUCAGUCAAUAAUGAUAACCAGGUUCAUAAUGAAGCCAAUGGGGUUACUGAGUUACAAUGCUUUCUUCCUACUGAAAACUUCAACCACCAGUUUACCCAGACAACUUUAAAGCAAAAUGAGCAAAUGCAUUUCUCAAAUGAUUUCUAUGGAGGCCAGAAGUCUGUAAAUGUUGCCCAGCAGCCACGUCAGACUAGCCAGUCGCUUCCUUAUGCUUCUAACACCGGACGGUCGUCUUUUGGCCGGCCUCCACAUGCACUUGUUAGUUUUGGAUUUGGUGGAAUACUCAUAGUAAUGAAAGAUAGUAGUCCUCUGCAAAACUCAUCAUUUGGUAGUCAGGGUUCUGUAGGAGCCUCUAUCUCUGUACUCAAUUUGUUGGAAGUUGUCAAUUCAAACACUAGCAUUUCUGGUGCUGCAGCAGCAAGCUCUGAUUAUUU